GGGCAGAGAGGGAGUCACCUCAUUGGCGCUUGAGUCGGCAAAGAAGUCAAGAUGGCCAAAGUUCCUGACUUGUUUGAAGACCUGAAAAACUGUUACAGUGAAAAUGAAGAAUACAAUUCUGCCAUUGACCAUCUCUCUCUGAGUCAGAAAUCCUUCUAUGAUACAAGCUAUGGCUCACUUCAUGAGGAUUGCACGGAUAAAUAUGUAUCUCUGAGCACCUCUGAAACCUCAAAGAUGUCCAACUUCACCUUCGAGGAAAGCCUAAUGAUGGUGGCAGCAUCAUCAGACAAAGGGAAGAUUCUGAAGAAGAGAAGGCUGGGUUUCAAUCAGGCCUUUGCUGAAGAUGAUCUGGAGGCCAUAACCCGAAAUUUAGAAGAGACCAUCCAAUCAGAUUCAGCACCUCACCUCUUCCAGAGCAAUGUGAAAUACAGACUCAUAAGGCGUGUCAAGCAGGAGUUCGUCCUGAAUGACUCCCUCAAUCAAAACAUAUAUCUGGAUGCGGACAAGGUGCAUCUCAAAGCUGCUUCGUUAACUGACUUGCAACAUGAAGUAAAAUUUGACAUGUAUGCCUACUCAUCAGGAGACGACUCUAAAUAUCCUGUUACUCUAAAAAUCUCAAAUACUCAGCUGUUUGUGAGUGCUCAAGGUGAAGACCUGCCUGUGUUGUUGAAGGAGAUGCCUGAGAUACCAAAAGUCAUCACAGGGAGUGAGACAGACCUCAUUUUCUUCUGGAAAAUGGUCAACUCAAAGAACUACUUCACAUCAGCUGUUUAUCCAGAGCUGUUUAUUGCCACAAAAGAACAAAGCCAUGUGCACCUGGCAAGGGGACUGCCCUCGAUGACAGACUUCCAGAUCUCAUAAGAGCGGCCUUAUCUCCGGGGUCCACUUACUUGAGAAGUGCUGACAAUCUGUAUGUACCAUGUACAGGAAGGUUCUUCACCCUGAGUCACUUGCACGGCAUGUGCUGAGCCUUUGUAAUUCUAAAUGAAUGUUUACCCUCUUUGUGAGAGAAGAGCAAAGCCUAAUGGAAUCAACUCCGACAUAUAAUGUUGUUAUUUAAAGAGCACCCUAUACUUUGCACAGUACUAAUCACUUUAAUUGUUAUUCUUCAUGACAUUCUUAGGAGGAACAGAGCUGUUGUGAUCAAAAAAGACUCUACCCAUAUUACAGAUGGAUUAACUACAGCAUAAGACAGCUAAAAAGUACACUCAACAGCAGUUGGAAAGAGAGUCCACAGACCCACUAUGUCUGCUUCCAAAAUUGCUGACUGAGUAGGAUAAAAUUAUAAUUCUAUCAGUUUUAAAAGGAAGGGGACAAUAGUUACAUCUUUCCUACCUCAGCAGGUUUUAUUCCAAUGAGAUCAUUGGGAUGAAAUCCUUCUGUAACAAACCUCAAGAAGACAGAAUGCUGAAUGCUAUUUUUAAGUUAUUUUAUAUAUGUAUUUAUAAGUGUAUUUAUAAUAAUUAUAUUAUUUAUGGCACAUCCUUAAGUCCUCUGAGCUUGACCAGUGUCCUCAGCAGCAGGGCAUUCUGGGUGAAGUCAGUUAGACGUAGCUACUCCAUAACAUCAUGUUGCAGACAUGCUUUUUCCACAGCCAUGAAGCUCUCUACAUUCUCUUACUUGGGAAUCCUGUAAUUAGGCCAAGAAUUGGUAUUGUUUACUUUGUUUGUUUAAGAGGACAAUUGGGCCACUCUUUCACCCUUCUGUCCCUGAAGUUGUCUGGGCAUUCUUACAUUAUUCAACCUCACCUGUAAUUAAAUCCAACAAUCCAAAGAUGGAAAGAUCUUAACUGUGACAACCGCAUCACUGUUACUUGAAGUUUCCUAUCUAGAAUAUAAUCAGUGUUUCCUCUGGGUUCCAAAUUUAUUCUCAAACCACAGUGUCACAUGAGUAUUAACAAUAAUAAUCAGUGCAUUAUUGUUGAUCAUAAUUAAAUAAAACAAGUUUGAGCUGA
Phodopus roborovskii (desert hamster) is the source of this 1954-nucleotide messenger RNA. It is a transcript of the gene Il1a, whose product is annotated as interleukin 1 alpha. Gene Ontology annotation, molecular function: interleukin-1 receptor binding; cytokine activity. The record is from RefSeq and is a predicted model, not a curated record. Gene Ontology annotation, biological process: immune response; positive regulation of gene expression; cellular response to lipopolysaccharide. Bases 52 to 861 code for a protein of 269 amino acids. Lineage: Eukaryota; Metazoa; Chordata; Mammalia; Rodentia; Cricetidae. Gene Ontology annotation, cellular component: extracellular region. The transcript is spliced from 7 exons.